CUGAGCGGCUGGCUGAGCGCAUCCUGUAACACAUCUAUGAAGCGCUUCGCAGCGACGCACGCGACACCGGACUCAUACUCUUUUUUUAAAUGCUCUGUCUGUGUGUUUCUUUCCCUUUCAUCCACGUAUGUUUCAUUAAGAAGGAAGUAGACAUUUUUUACUUUGCUUUUCCUCGGAGUGCGCAGCCUGUCUCCAGAUUUGAAACCAACCAAGGUUUAAAAUGAACAAAGGACUUGAGGACAACUUGACUCAACUCUAUGACAACUGGACAUUUUACAACUCCUCGGUGGAGUCCUUCAUACCGAGGAACAACGUCACCUAUGUUGGAUUUUACCUGCACCAGCCGUCCACCGCAUCCAUCUUCAUCGUGUCCUACCUGCUGAUCUUCCUCGUGUGCAUGGUGGGAAAUGGAGUGGUGUGCUUCAUUGUGCUGAGGAGCAAAAACAUGCGGACUGUCACCAAUUUGUUCAUCUUGAACCUUGCUGUGAGCGACCUCCUGGUUGGGAUUUUCUGCAUGCCCACAACACUUCUUGACAACAUAAUUACAGGAUGGCCUUUCGGAAGCCUGGUCUGCAAGAUGAGCGGCAUGGUCCAGGGGAUCUCUGUGUCAGCAUCCGUCUUCACUCUGGUUGCUAUUGCUGUAGACAGAUUCAGAUGCAUUGUCUACCCAUUCAAGCAAAAGCUGACUAUAUCCACAGCCUCCUUGAUAAUAGUCAUUAUCUGGGUUCUGGCCAUAUCCAUCAUGUGUCCAUCUGGGGUGAUGCUACAAGUUACCAAGGAGCACACCAUUCGAGUUUUACUGGGUUAUGACAACAAAACAAACCCGUUUUAUUGGUGCAGAGAGAACUGGCCAAACCAGGAGAUGAGGAAGGUUUACACCACGGUUCUGUUUGCAAACAUCUAUCUAGCUCCACUUUCCCUCAUAGUGAUCAUGUACGCCCGGAUUGGCAUCACGCUUUUCAAAACUUCAGUUCCGACAGCAGGAAAGCUGGGCCAUGAAAACCGGCACACUGUUUCAAAGAAAAAGCAAAGGGUGAUUAAAAUGCUUCUAGUAGUUGCUUUGCUUUUCAUCCUUUCCUGGUUACCUCUGUGGACCCUCAUGAUGUUGAGCGACUACGCCAGCCUGACUGAGCAGCAGUACAGAAUCAUCAACAUUUACAUUUACCCCUUUGCUCACUGGCUAGCCUUCUUCAACAGCAGCGUCAAUCCCAUCAUUUAUGGUUUCUUCAACGAGAAUUUCCGCAGAGGAUUUCAAGCUGUGUUCAAGUUCAGCCUGUGCACGGCGGACGGACAGCGGAGGAAAACCUACUCACACAGGCUGCAGGGAAACUCUGUGCUCCCAGCUAACAACGCACAGACGUCCCUGGAGCCUAUUUCUCUCAACAGUCUAGAUAAGAACACUUCCAGGCGACUCAAUCAUGUCACUGAACAGGACUUGGUAAUGGAGGACCUGGAGAAGGCUUCUUGCAGCAGCGGGGGGGGUAACUGCAGUUUCCAUUUGAUAAAACGUUAUCAAAGGUGUUCAAAUCAAAUGUCUGAAAAUUGCCUGCAUCAUUGAAACAUUAUUCAUCCAAAACCGCUUAGUAGUAGUUUGUCCAAGGCAAUGAAGAUACUUAUCCUUGAAAUGACAUAUAAAGCAUUCAUUUAUUACUUGGUUUGUCUUGAAGCGGGCUACCUGCGAUAAAUAUGUGUCCAAAACAGAUGCCUAAAUAACCAAUCAAAAAAAAUAGAACACUCAUUUUGUUGAACACAGUUCCUUAUCACCUGGAAGCCACAUGAUGUAUGUUGCACAUAUUGUGCCAUGUUAAAAAUGGACGCAGGUUGUGCGGCAUGUUGGAAUUGUUAUUUUCAAAAGGGGGAAAAUCUUGUUGGAUAGUGCGUCCUUUUUCAAUUUGGAUUGGUAAUAAGUACAUUGAUAACAGGCUACGGGCCUGCUCAUGACAUGCAAAACAAAAAACCUGUAUACAUGUAUAAAAAUCAAUCAAACGUGUACAGUAUGUACUAUGAUGUAUGCAGAGCAGAUUUCAAAAGUCAAGUCACUUCAACACAAAUAAUUCAACGUUUUUAUAAGAUGCACACUGGAUGAAUUCAUCAUGUAUUCACUGUUACUGAUCAUGAAAACCUGAGUGGUACUGUGGUCUGUAAACCUGCUUUUGAACAAGGCUUAGAAAUCAAGGGCUAAAACAUGAACUCAAGCAGUUGAACACGGUGACAGAAGUUGAAGUAACAAUCUUUCGAGUAGGCGUGACAGUACAAUUACUUUUUUCAAGACCUUAUUUAUACUUCGGCGAACAAAACUUUACAGAGGGAGGAUGAACUCAAGCAAGCGAUCACGGCUUUAAAUUUGUGAGAUCGUUUUCAGACUUAAUAAUGACAAUGAGCCCUUGUUUAUGUAAUUCAGACUAAAACAGGGCAUACACUAAUACUUAAUUAGUGUAAAGCUUUUCACGCUCCUGGAAUUGCUAAACUGCAAAUAUAUUAUCGACUUUUGCAUUUUACAUGGCUAUUUUGUAUACAUUUGCAACAGUCUGAUUAAGUCUGCUUUGUCAGCUGCUGCUCUCUUCUAGCCUGUGGAUUUAAUCCUUUGUCUUUUCAGUCUUUCUGAAAAAUGUCCCUGUGUUUCCUAUCCGUAUUAUGGGAUACAAAUGACAUCUGGUUAGUAAAUGUGAACAUGUUGCCAUUUUAAUCAGGAUUGCUCAUUAGCAUUUACCAACUGCAGGCUGCAGCUUUGACAGCAUGCCGUUGGCUAACACUCAUUAUACUGAGAAAAAGUAAUCAUACGUUCAUAUAAUUACUGUAAUGUUGGACACCUCUGUCAGUGGCAAUGUUGUUUCUCAAAAUUCUACCCACAUAUCUCAGAAACUAAUGAGAAAGAAAAUGUCUUUGAAUUAUGUUUUUCUUUCAAUUAACUUCAUUUCACUGAAGGGGUUUUUCCUUUGAUAACAACAUUUGUAAUGUAAGUUAUUUCUUUGAGUUUACACAUCUCAUCCACCAUGUUUCUGUUGAUUGUGUUUUUAGAUAGGUAAAACAGCCAUCAAUAUGAUAGUCUUUUUUGAAUCACUGAGAAAGGAAGGUUUACAGGGUUUGGAGAUAAUCCAGCAGAUAUCAUUUCAAACCAAUAGCACACAAUGGAAAUGUAUAUUCUGACAGAAACUGUGAAUUGUCACACCAUUUAACAAUGGAGAUUGUUGUUAAUAUACAAAACAUAUAAUAUAAAUUCCAAAUUCUGACUAUGUGAGCCAUCUUUUUCAAUUUCAAUUUGUAUUCUGAAAUCUGCUCUGUGUACAUUGGGUUUUAUGUUGCUGAAUAUAGUAUUGAUUAUUCAUGAAUAUCUCAUGAGCCUCUUAUGAAUGUGCCAUGUAAAUCUCAGAUAAAGUGUUUUGCUGUUAUUUUAUUUUGUAUCUCUCUGUCUUGUACUGUAAAUGGGAAAACGGUGGGCCUGCAUUUGCCCCAAAAUAUGUAUCGUCUGCUGUAAGUAUAUGUUACUAAGUCUAAAGCUGAAAUUACAAGUGAUAUCUGUCUGUGUGAACUGGCUAUAGUAUUCUUGCUGGGUAGUGUACUGAACGACCUUUGUCUCAGGCUGUUUUACAUUAUUUACAUUUCUACAGUUGUUGGCGUCAGUAAAAUGUUCUCAAAAAGGGGUCCAUUUUGAAAAAUUGUGCAGGAAAGACAUAACAAUUGUAAAGUAAAACCAACCUUAAGGGACAUGGUAAACUCCGGUGGUCAUUGGAUGCCCUUAGCUCUUCAAUCUGUACGAUGGAAGUGUAGUAGUGAUCCUGCCCUGUUCAUAAGAACCUUAACAGCUCGGUUCGAUCAACCUCUCUCAGCUUGUUGUAGCAACACCUUGUAUGAGAAAACGAAAAAAAUAUCUGCACUAAAGGUUAAUUCAAGGAAACAUAAAAUUGAUUGUUCAGAGUGAGGCCGUGUUUAGCCAAACAGCUAAGAAAAAGCUAAGGACAAAGGGGAGUUUUAGUGGAAACCUGCUUUAUGAGGAGGAAAUAGUCUGAGAGUAAAAACUCAGACAACAAAGACACACUGAUUGUGGUGGAGACUGGGCACUUUAAAAUACAUUUUGUCUGAUUCUCCUAAUUUAGGAGUUUUCAUAACUGCAAAUUGUGCAACUACCAACUGAGUCGCAAAUCAGUGCUUAAUCAGAGAAGUUCCCAAAAGCAUUGACAUUAGCAUUUUCUACUGUAAAAUCGAAUAGCUCUUUUGUGACAAUGUGCUAUACAAUAUAUAUUUUUUACAGGUCGAUAAAAAUAAUUCAAUUUGAAGGUUGUAAUGCAGAGUUGAAACUAAGACCCUUCACAUCUAUUUUCUCAGGCUUUCAGCCAAAUGUCUUUAGUAUCUGGCUGCGCUCCAUUUAAAAUGUCCACUGGAAAUGUGUCACAAGCGGAGCAUCGGUUGUUAAGCCACGUUUUCUAGACACCUUCAUGUUGUACCACAGUUAUAUAGCGGCUCAUUUAGGUGCGUAAAUGCUGUACUUAGUCAUGACAAGCUUUAGUAGUUUCCAUAUUUUUCAGUCAUUACUUAUUUUAUAUUUCAAAACAGCCAAUUGCACAGCAAAUCUGCUGACAUUAACUUGUAGUUGUUUAAAUGUGGUGAUUAUAAAAUUAUAAUUAGUUUUCUAAGUGCAGUUCAGCAGCUUUGUAUUGAUUGCAGAGCAACAUGGUAUUUAUGAGACGCCAUCAAUGUUUAAUCUCGCUGUACUAUCUGACGACAGCGAUCAUUGGCUGGUAGUCUGCUUGUGUGAGGCGUGAAAGGCGGGUACAAGUGAUGCCUUAGCCAGCAUUUAAAAAUAUAUUUGACACUUGUCAUUAGCAGAAACCUUCAAUCUUGACAAGUUGUCCACUAAGAUAAUCAUCCCGUUCAUUGAACAGCAAUAGGAAACCUGGGGAAAGCUUUUUACCCCUUUAUGGAUGCAAGUUAUGAAUUGUUAGAUUAAAUUAGUCUCAAUCAAUGUUAAUUUGUGAAGAAUAAAAAAAUAGGACUUGCCAUGUUCAUCUACUAUGACGUCAAUACAUUGUUUUAAUUGGCAGAAAAAAGGAGACCGUAUAUUUUAGAAUGUAAUUCCCACAUCAGGUAUAAUGCGGCAGAUUACAACUAGGAAGAUUAGAUUAAUUUACUCUAAUUAAAGUUGACAAUUAAAAUCGUGCCCUCAUUGGUCAUGUGCACUUUCGUGUGUGUUGGAGGAGGGGCUCUGUAAGGAAGUGGCAGAUUUCUUCCGGCUGUGUAUUUUCAAAUUCUAGCGCACUCGAGCUGGUUUCUCCAAAAUUACCUACCCCACCUUUUAGUCAACCAAAACAAGAUGGACAGGGUAAAGUUGACGAUACAUUAUAAAAGAAAAAAAAGGCUGAUUAAAAUAAUAGCUGACGAAAUGAACACAAAUCUCAAUGCUUUCAAAAGAAAUCCCACAGGGAUCAGGAAACAAACUGCCAUUUAUUCAGGGGACCUCUUAUGGCACCAGACAUGGCUGCUAAGAGUUUCCUAACACCAGCCAGCCUCCGUACUGAACUCACACCCAUGUUUUUCAUGCUCAUAACUCAUUCUGCCGUGGUUUGUUACUGUCUUCAGCAGUCAGACCUCCAGUGAGAGCCCAGUUGAAAGGUUUCAUGCCUCCCUUUAUACCCAAAAGGGAAGCAUGAAACCUUUUGGUCACCAUUGCAUGUGUUAACGCAUCAGCGUUAACACAUGCAAUGGUGACCCUGAUCUGAUCCUCCUUUUGAACAGCCAGUUCACAUACACCGCUGCUCACCUGGGGCAGAGUGCUAUUAUUUAUUAUACAUUCUGACUUCCUCUGAUAUUCUGCCGUACCGACCAUCUGGAAACCUGGUUCAUAAAUCCAGAUUUUAAUUAGAUGCAAUUUUUGGCUACUAAAGAGUGCAUUUAUGUGUGUUAAUUGUACGCUACAACGGAUUGUGGGCGAAAUGCCAUGGUAAAGUGUAAUUGCAUUUCAUUUAAUUUUUCAGAAUCUAUUCAAUGUGAUUUAGCUUCUUGAAAUUGAAUUAAGAUUUAGAAUUACCAGCUCAGAAGUUGUACCACUAACCAUAAAUCCAUCCUCAUUCACAAGCCUCACAGUCACAGCUUAAAAACAUCAGGAAGCCAUGUUGUUUGUUCCCAUUUUAGCUCACAGUUCCCAAAAUAUACCUUUUUAUAAUAAUGUUGGUUAUGAUUGGGAAUCAUUGCCAACACUACUGUAUCCCCGAGUUUUGGUACAGAUGUUUUAACUAAAUAAGCAGGAACUGCUCCAUGCAGUUAACUUUGCCUAUAUAUAUAAAGUCUUACGUUUCAUAUUUACAGUAAAUCAGGAAAAUAUACCAAAAAUAACUGCUCAUUGUAUUGAAAUUAGCUUUCCACUUUCUACACAAACGCCAACUGCCAACACCUGAUCAAAAAAAGAAAAAAUGUCAUAAAAAUGGAAGGAGAAAAAAAAAUGUUGUAUUUGUUUUCUAACAGCCGUUAUAAUAAUUCAUUUAUUUUAUAUAGGCGCCUUUCAAGGCUCUCAAGGUCGCCGUA
This is a messenger RNA of Gymnodraco acuticeps, 6516 nucleotides long. It is a transcript of the gene npffr2a, whose product is annotated as neuropeptide FF receptor 2a. The transcript is spliced from 4 exons. Bases 221 to 1558 code for a protein of 445 amino acids. NCBI's taxonomy places the organism in Eukaryota, Metazoa, Chordata, Actinopteri, Perciformes, Bathydraconidae. Gene Ontology annotation, cellular component: membrane. The record is from RefSeq and is a predicted model, not a curated record. Gene Ontology annotation, biological process: regulation of adenylate cyclase activity; G protein-coupled receptor signaling pathway; regulation of MAPK cascade. Gene Ontology annotation, molecular function: opioid receptor binding; neuropeptide receptor activity; peptide binding.